Paramacrobiotus metropolitanus is the source of this 840-nucleotide messenger RNA. RefSeq names its product mucin-2-like. NCBI's taxonomy places the organism in Eukaryota, Metazoa, Tardigrada, Eutardigrada, Parachela, Macrobiotidae. The coding region runs from base 79 to 840 and encodes 253 amino acids. The transcript is spliced from 2 exons. The record is from RefSeq and is a predicted model, not a curated record.
CCGUAUGACGCGCAACAUUCAUGUAUUUAAUUAUUUAUUUAUCUGUUCAUCUAUUACGUAAUUUAUUCUACAAGUACAAUGACAACGGGUGGAGUUUUCUGGCUGCUGUUGGCCGCAGCGUGGAUGACGACGGUUAAGGUAUUUGGCCAGCGUUAUGACGAAUAUUACGUGCAACCCGGCAAGUACCUCCCUCCAUACGCCGCAUACAACGACCGGCCUCCACCGCCCCGAACUCCCUAUAAGGUGCCCCAAUACGAUCCGGACACGCCCAGUUACGAGGACAGCCCGGCGGCCGACUACGGACCGAACUACUGGAGAGGUCAGCAUAUUCGGCCGACGCCCACCGCCAACACCUGCCCUGCCACCACGCCCCCGCCCUGCAGCACCCUCCUGACCACGGUGACCGGGACGGUGGUCGGAGCGUUAUGCGCGCAGACCACCAUCACCCUGUACGCCGGCGGCACCGUGGACUCGCCGGGACGACGUCGCCGCUCCAACGCCGAAACGGUAACCGUAACGCGUCAGGUAACUGUAACGGUAACCGCGCAGGCAACAUCGGAGGUCGUCGUCAGCACCACCGUGUACACCGACCGCACGACGAUCCCUUGCACGGCGGUGGAGAUCCGCCUGCCGACCACGGACGCGACGUCGCCGACCGUUGUACCGUGCUGUCCGUUGACGUUGUCGGAGACCAAGACCAGGACGUGCACCCUCAAUGUGCAGGUGACCUCGUACCGCGAUGUGGAGAACCGCGGCGGGACCCUGUACUCGGCGCUGGGCCAGUCCUAUCCUCCGGUCACCGUGUCGUCCCGCUGCACGGUCCGUAAUUGGCAAGGAUAA